Molecule: messenger RNA, 1755 nt
Organism: Canis lupus familiaris (dog)
Lineage: Eukaryota; Metazoa; Chordata; Mammalia; Carnivora; Canidae
Gene: NHLH2
Product: nescient helix-loop-helix 2
Exons: 5
Coding region: 1340-1747 (135 amino acids)
Biological process (GO): regulation of transcription by RNA polymerase II
Molecular function (GO): protein dimerization activity; DNA-binding transcription factor activity, RNA polymerase II-specific; RNA polymerase II cis-regulatory region sequence-specific DNA binding
Source: RefSeq, a predicted model, not a curated record
CCGAACCCAGAACAGUAUCAGACCCUGUCCUAGUGUCUGUGCCUGUGGUAACUACUACAAGUUGGUGGCUAACAGGAAUGUAUUCUCUCAUAGUCCCGAAGGCUUCAGAAGCCUGAAGUCAAGACGUCAGCAGAUCCCACUCCUUUCCCUGUCUCUAGGGGAGAACCCCUUCCUUGCCUUUCCAGUUUCUGGUGGCUGUCCAUGUUCCUUGACAUCUGGGUCCUUGCCUCUGCUCCGUCUUCACAUCACCUUCUCUGUGAAAGCUCCCUCUGUCUCACUCUUACAAGGUUACACGUGAUCGCAUGCAAGACCCAAGGGGCUGUACUAGGAGAUGCUCCUUAACUUAAUCAAGACCCAUGACUUAAGCACACCUUUUGCCAUUUAGAGUAACAUUCAGAGGUUCCAGAAAUUUUACAUGGUUACCCUGGGGUGGAGGUGUGGACUAAUUUUUAGUUGGCCACAGACUCCAGAGCUGUCAAAGUCCCCCAUUCUGCGCCCCAUCCCCACGGCCACCCCCCCCCAACCCCCAUCCCCACACUAACGCGGAAGAAAUCCUUGAGCUGCCAUCACCUACGUAACCUACGGGUCCAAGUGUCUCCUUCGCCAGCCAGAUCCAGUUACUUGAAAUUCCCAGGGACCUGAAUUCACAAACUCCUUUGGAUUCAAACAUCGAGACAUCAUCAACAGAACAAGAUAUCUGGGAAGGAAAUUCAAAGUCCUGUCUCCAAGCUUGUAUAUCCUGAUUUUUGGUUUGAAAGACUGCCAUAGUGAAGAAGAUAUCUCACAACAUGUGCAACUGAAAUGAAAGAGGCUGAAUCAAUUGGUACCAGGAGAGCCAAGAAGCCACACACGCAUCUCUGCCUCUUUGCUCUGGCUCUCCCACCCUCUCCCGUCUUUCUCCGCUUCCCUGUCACUGUUACUCCGGGAGACGUUCACUUCCCACCAACCUUCUCCAAGCGUCUCCAAGCCAGACUAUAUAUAUUUUGCUGUAAGAGACCUAGAAGAGGAAAAAAAAAAAGCACGAGACUUUUCAGCACCUCACUUAAAAAAAAAAAAAAUUCAACAACGAAUUUCCUGAAAUGUCUGUGAACAAUUAAAAGGAAACGGCGUUUUUGGUCUAUCAACUAAGUGAACAGUCAUUUAUAUCGUCCACAUCCUGAGAUACUAUCGUCCCUCGCUGUGGACACCAGCGAGAUGACAGCUGCUUUUUCAUAUUCGAAUGUAAUAAAUAUUUGCUGCUUUUAAUAUAUUUCGGAAUUCCUCCCCUGUAUUCUUUGGAAUCUGUAACUCUAAAAGAUUGGAGAAAAGAUUCUCGAAAAGGCUUUUACAAGCCUCCAAAAUGAUGCUGAGUCCGGACCAAGCGGCCGACUCGGACCACCCCAGCUCGGCGCACUCGGACCCGGAGUCGCUGGGCGGCGCGGACGCCAAGGUGCUGGGCAGCGUGUCGGACCUGGAGCCGGUGGAGGAGGCCGAGGGCGACGGCAAGGGCGGCGGCCGGGCCGCGCUCUACCCGCACCCGCAGCAGCUGAGCCGCGAGGAGAAGCGCCGCCGCCGGCGCGCCACCGCCAAGUACCGCUCGGCCCACGCCACCCGCGAGCGGAUCCGCGUGGAAGCCUUCAACCUGGCCUUCGCCGAGCUCCGCAAGCUGCUGCCCACGCUGCCCCCGGACAAGAAGCUCUCCAAGAUCGAGAUCCUGCGCCUGGCCAUCUGCUACAUCUCCUAUCUCAACCACGUCCUGGACGUGUAGGGCGCGGG